Brassica napus (rape) is the source of this 439-nucleotide messenger RNA. Its product is annotated as auxin-responsive protein SAUR21. Gene Ontology annotation, biological process: response to auxin. Lineage: Eukaryota; Viridiplantae; Streptophyta; Magnoliopsida; Brassicales; Brassicaceae. The transcript has a single exon. The coding region runs from base 1 to 279 and encodes 92 amino acids. The record is from RefSeq and is a predicted model, not a curated record.
AUGGCUUUUGUAAGAAAUCUAUUGGGUGCCAAGAAGAUUCUUGGAGCCGCAACAAGCAAAAGGGCGGCCUCAGCGGCACCAAAGGGGUUUCUUGUGGUGUACGUAGGAGAGAGCCAGAAGAAGAGAUAUGUGGUGCCAAUCUCAUACUUGAGCCAGCCUACUUUUCAAGCUCUUCUGAGCAAAUCGGAAGAAGAGUUUGGGUUUGAUCAUCCAAUGGGCGGCUUAACGAUCCCUUGUCCUGAAGAUAUCUUCAUCAACGUAACGUCUAGGCUCCAAUGAUGAUGAUCAAACAUAUUGUUCUUCUAGUUAGAGAUAUACUUUGUUCCUUGUAAAUAGAGGAUAGUUUGUUUUUUUUCCUCUCUUUCUUCCCGAAAGAGUUCUAAAAUUUGAAAGUGGAAUACAAAUUUUUAUGCUAUAAACAUACAUAAUUCAUGUUAAA